AUGUAUGUUUAUAAAAGAGAUGGUCGUAAAGAACCAGUAAGGUUUGAUAAAAUUACUGCUCGUAUCUCUCGUUUAUGUUACGGUUUAGAUCCAAACCAUAUUGAUCCAGUUAAAGUUACUCAACGUAUCAUCACUGGUGUCUAUGAAGGUGUCACCACCAUCGAAUUGGACAACUUGGCAGCUGAAACAGCAGCUUAUAUGACUACUGUUCAUCCAGAUUAUGCCACUUUAGCCGCUAGAUUGGCUAUUUCAAAUUUGCAUAAGCAAACUACUAAAUUAUUCUCUCAAGUAGUAGAUGAUUUGUAUCAUUACAUUAAUCCAGAAAAUAGUAAACAUGCUCCAUUGGUUUCCGAGGAAGUAUACAACAUCGUUAUGGAACAUAAAGAUGAAUUGAACUCAGCCAUCGUUUAUGAUAGAGAUUUCCAAUUUAACUAUUUCGGUUUUAAAACUUUAGAACGUUCUUACCUAUUAAGAAUGAAAGGUGAAGUUGCCGAACGUCCUCAACAUUUGAUCAUGAGAGUUGCUAUUGGUAUCCACGGUGAAGAUAUCGAAGCCGCUAUCGAAACUUAUAACUUAAUGUCUCAAAGAUAUUUCACACAUGCAUCCCCAACAUUAUUCAAUGCUGGUACUCCACAUCCACAAAUGUCAUCUUGUUUCUUAGUUGCAAUGAAAGAUGACUCUCUAGAAGGUAUCUUUGAUACUUUGAAAGAAUGUGCAAUGAUUUCAAAAACUGCAGGUGGUAUCGGUUUACAUAUUCACAAUAUUCGUGCUACUGGUUCUUACAUCGCUGGUACAAAUGGUACUUCUAAUGGUUUAAUCCCUAUGGUUCGUGUCUUCAACAACACUGCUCGUUAUGUCGACCAAGGUGGUAACAAAAGACCAGGUGCUAUGGCCCUAUAUUUGGAACCAUGGCACGCAGACAUUUUCGAUUUCAUUGAUAUCAGAAAGAACCAUGGUAAGGAAGAAAUUCGUGCAAGAGAUCUUUUCCCAGCUUUAUGGAUCCCAGAUUUAUUCAUGAAACGUGUUGAAGAAAACGGUGACUGGACUCUAUUUUCUCCAAGUGAAGCUCCUGGUUUGGAAGAAGUUUACGGUGAAGAAUUCGAAGCAUUAUACAACCGUUAUGUUGCUGAAGGUCGUGGUAGAAAGACCAUUAAGGCACAAAAAUUAUGGUAUUCUAUUUUGGAAGCUCAAACUGAAACUGGUACUCCUUUCAUGUUAUAUAAGGAUGCUUGUAAUACAAAAUCUAACCACAAGAAUUUAGGUACUAUCAAAUCAUCCAACUUAUGUUGUGAAAUUGUCGAGUACUCAGCUCCUGAUGAAACCGCAGUUUGUAAUUUGGCUUCUAUUGCUUUACCAGCAUUCAUCGAAGUCUCUGAAGAUGGAAGGAGUCAAACCUAUAACUUCAAGAAGUUACAUGAAAUUUCUAAGGUUGUCACCCGUAACUUGAACAAGGUCAUUGAUCGUAACUACUACCCCGUUGAAGAAGCUAGAAACUCUAAUUUCAGACAUAGACCAAUUGCUUUAGGUGUUCAAGGUUUAGCUGAUACUUUCAUGUUAUUACGUAUUCCAUUUGAAUCUAAGGAAGCUAAGGAAUUGAAUACCCAUAUUUUUGAAACUAUGUACCAUGCUGCUUUGGAAGCAUCUUGUGAAUUAGCUGAAAAGGAAGGUUAUUAUGAAUCCUAUCCAAAUUCUCCAGUCUCUCAAGGUGUAUUACAAUACGAUAUGUGGAACAGAAAACCAAGUGAUCUAUGGGAUUGGGCCACAUUGAAAGAACAAAUUAAGAAACAUGGUGUUAGAAACUCAUUGUUAUUGGCACCUAUGCCAACUGCCUCUACUUCUCAAAUUUUAGGUUAUAAUGAAUGUUUCGAACCAUUCACAUCUAACAUGUACCAACGUCGUGUCUUGUCAGGUGAGUUCCAAAUUGUUAACCCAUACUUAUUACGUGAUUUAGUUGAUUUAGGUAUCUGGGAUGAAUCAAUGAAGCAACAUUUGAUUACUGACAAUGGUUCCAUUCAAAACUUACCAAACAUUCCACAAGAAUUGAAAGAUUUAUACAAAACAGUUUGGGAGAUUUCUCAAAAGACAAUUAUUGAUAUGGCUACUGAUCGUUCUGCUUUUAUUGAUCAAUCACAUUCCAUGAAUAUCCACAUUCGUGCUCCAACUAUGGGAAAACUAACAAGUAUGCAUUUCUACGGUUGGAAGAAGGGUCUAAAGACUGGUAUGUACUACUUGAGAACUCAAGCUGCUUCUGCUGCUAUUCAGUUUACCAUCGAUAAAUCUGUUGCUGACCAAGCUGCCAAGUCUACAGCCGAUCUAGAAAACUUAAAACGUCCAACAUACUACCCUCGUGAAUUCAUUGAAGGUGAUUAUGUUUCUCAAAAGGAGGUUACACCUAAAGUUUCAAUAACAGAAACUGCAGAAUCUGCCGAUACAACCUUAGUUACUGAAAUGGGUUCUUUAACUAUUGAGAAAUCAGAGACUAUUGUAACUGAGGUAAAAACCGAAACUAUUGCUGUCGUAGAAACCACCGAAACCAAAGAAACUACCGAAUUUGAUAUUUUUAAUUCUAAGGUUAUUGCCUGUGCCAUCGACAAUCCAGAAGCAUGUGAAAUGUGCUCUGGUUAA
Messenger RNA from Vanderwaltozyma polyspora DSM 70294, 2625 nucleotides. RefSeq names its product ribonucleoside-diphosphate reductase large subunit. The coding region runs from base 1 to 2625 and encodes 874 amino acids. Gene Ontology annotation, molecular function: ATP binding; ribonucleoside-diphosphate reductase activity, thioredoxin disulfide as acceptor. Gene Ontology annotation, biological process: DNA replication; deoxyribonucleotide biosynthetic process. Gene Ontology annotation, cellular component: ribonucleoside-diphosphate reductase complex. The record is from RefSeq and is a predicted model, not a curated record. The transcript has a single exon. NCBI's taxonomy places the organism in Eukaryota, Fungi, Ascomycota, Saccharomycetes, Saccharomycetales, Saccharomycetaceae.